GAGCGUCUUGGAUUAAUGCUUUUGUUUUUUUUUGUUUGUUUUUCAGGUGCCGUUCUCUGUCAACUGGAGGAUCUGGAUUUGGACAAUGUCAAGAACCAGAUUCCCGGAUUGGAGAACUUCAACCAGAGUGCCUUGCCGCAGAAGGAGGAAGUCGAGAAAGCUUUGAGGGAGAAGUGCAAGAAGAACGGAGACGAAAACUCCUUCGACGAUAUCGUGAAUUCAAAGGAUGCGGUGCAGGAGUGCGUGCAGAAAUACGUAAACCAAACUGUGAUCAUGGAGGAGCUGGAGGUGGCCAAGAAGGACGGAUCCAUGGACGAGGUGUUCGGAAAGUACUGCAAGAAGAGGCCCGAGAUUAUGGCGUGCGUGACGGACGUGCUGAAGAAGGUGGAGAAGUGUCUGGAGCCGGAGGAGAAGACCAGUCUGAAGGUCCUCAUCAACGUCGUCGACAAAGUGGGAAACUUCUCGUGCUUCAAGGAUGGAGACCGUUUGGCAUUGUUCGUAGCUGAAAGCGGUUUGGAAUGUCUGGAACAAUCCAAAGACGGAAUUCAGUUCUGCGCCAACCAAACUUUCCAGUCGAGAGUCCCGAAGGAUCUGUCCAUAACCAACUUACCUAUCUUCACCAUCGGCGAACAGGAAUGCAGCGACAUGGAAAAGUUCCAGGUGUGCGCGGUCAAGGAGUUCGAGAAGUGCGAGAGUAACACCCCAGCGAACGUGAUCGAGGCCCUCUUCAAGUUCAUAAGGCGCGAGACGCCCUGCAAGAACUUCGAUUCGGCGAAGCCGGCAGCCACCCGCUGGUUGUCGAAGAGAUCGGAUCAGGUUGAGGAAGAAAAGGGUUUCGCGUUCAUCAAGAGUUUGAACGCGAAGUGCACCAAGUACGCCGGACCUAACGCCUACAAAGAUCUGGAGACGUCCGCGCAGAUGCUGAGGAAGAACAUCCAGGAUAACCUGCAGCUGGGAUGCAAGGGUCUGAUCGAGGUGCGAAACCUCAGCAGUCCAGUCAUCAAUAAGCUGCGGGUUUGUCUUCCGCCGCAGGAGAGUUACAUUCCCACGUUCGCCCAUUCCGCCAUCGAUUCCGUGCUCAAGUACCUAUGCGACAACGAUGGAGACAACUACAGAAAGGUGAUGAGGCCCGACGCUCUUACCUGUCUCUUCUCCAACAACAAGGCUUUUGGAAGCUGCCUGGACGCCACCAAAGUUAGGACGGCCGAUUCCAACAUAGUCACCAAGAACGAACUGUGCGAGAAAUUGGAUACGGCCAAGGUGUGCCUAUCCUCGUACGUGUCGAACCACUGUUCGCAAAUCGCUGACUUCAAGGAAGUUACCGUUGGAAUCAUGGAAUCGAUGAAGGAACCUUGCUCCUCCGGUUCCCUUCCCCAAUCGAACAUCCUGCAUUUAACGAUCGCCCUGAUAUUCGUGUCCUUUUGCAAACUCUUCGUUUGAAGCGAACACUGCCAGAUAAACAAACAAACAUACACACGCACGCAAAAGAAAAUGAAAAGAAAAACGACGUGUACAUAUUGUAAGUAUAUAUUUAACCAACAACUCUCCCAUACCUUAAAUAUUCAAUAACUUAAGCAAAUUAAGAAUCAAAUCUAGAGAUUGAGUGAAAUUUCUUUUUUAAGGACGAAAGCGUUACUUUUCUUCCUAUUGUCGAAUGUUGAUAAUUUUACUAUAUCAUACAUACACUAAUCAAUGAUUGAUUAUUUAAGUACUACACUUAAAUCGUGAUUUAGGAAAUUAUUUGGGCCAAAAACGAAGCUCGUUCUCUACUCUCCCUCUUCAUGUCUCUAUAUAUUUCGCACGAGGGAGAAAGCCUUUCGAGAUGCUAACUGUGUCAAAAAAACAAACAAACGAGAGACGAACAAGACACCAAAAGCAAACAAAAAAAAAUUGAAUCGCAAAAUAUAUUUUAGAUUAAUUAUACACAUUUAUAUUUAUACAUAAGUGCGAUGAAAUCGAGCGGCGAAGUUCUGCUGAAAUCUGAAGUUAUCACUAAAUACUGUUGAUUCGAUCUGUAAAUUAGUCUGUAGUCUUUCGUAAUCAAGUUAACAACAUGUGAUAGACAAUUGAAUAGGCGGUGUUUUGUUUUGU
Nicrophorus vespilloides is the source of this 2091-nucleotide messenger RNA. RefSeq lists its product as uncharacterized. The record is from RefSeq and is a predicted model, not a curated record. The transcript is spliced from 7 exons. Lineage: Eukaryota; Metazoa; Arthropoda; Insecta; Coleoptera; Silphidae. The coding region runs from base 16 to 1440 and encodes 474 amino acids.